Heterocephalus glaber (naked mole-rat) is the source of this 4757-nucleotide messenger RNA. RefSeq names its product FCH and double SH3 domains 2 (gene Fchsd2). The record is from RefSeq and is a predicted model, not a curated record. Gene Ontology annotation, molecular function: protein binding. Gene Ontology annotation, cellular component: neuromuscular junction; recycling endosome. Gene Ontology annotation, biological process: regulation of actin filament polymerization; neuromuscular synaptic transmission. NCBI's taxonomy places the organism in Eukaryota, Metazoa, Chordata, Mammalia, Rodentia, Bathyergidae.
CCUGAGUGGGUGGAGUGGGUUAGAGGGCAGCGGAGCGGCGGCGGGCAGGGAGCGCAGACAACGCGGCUGCGCCUCACCCACUGCUCCGAAAGGUGGGAGACCCUAGCGCCCCUGCGCCCGGCCUCCGCCCCCUCGCGGUCUCCGCCUCCUUCCCUCGCACACCCCCCCGGGCCGCCUGGGCCGCAGGCCUUCCCGGCGCUCCUCCUCUCUUUCCCCCACACUCGCUGGAGCCUGGGUUCUCCUGCUGCCCGCCGGCCUUGUUACCUCUAGGGCGAGUCCUCCUCGGGUUCUCCUUUCACACACGCGCGACCUCGCUCGUUGGGCCGCUCCCUCCUCUCCAGCCCUCCUCGUCCUAGUCCUUGCUAAAGCCGCCGUCGGGGGAGGAUUGAUGUCCCUUCAGCAUCAUGCAGCCGCCGCCGAGGAAGGUGAAAGUUACACAAGAACUGAAGAACAUUCAAGUUGAGCAGAUGACAAAACUUCAAACCAAACAUCAAGCAGAAUGUGAUUUGCUUGAAGAUAUGAGGACAUUCAGUCAGAAGAGGGCUGCUAUUGAAAGAGAGUAUGCACAGGGUAUCCAGAAGUUGGCUAGCCAGUACCUGAAGAGAGAUUGGCCUGGAAUAAAACCUGAUGAUCGGAAUGAUUACAGGAGUAUGUAUCCUGUUUGGAAAUCUUUUCUCGAGGGAACAAUGCAGGUGGCCCAGUCUCGGAUCAAUAUAUGUGAAAACUAUAAAAACUUCAUUUCUGAGCCUGCAAGGGCAGUGAGAAGCUUAAAAGAACAACAACUAAAAAGGUGUGUGGACCAGUUAACAAAGAUCCAAACUGAAUUACAAGAGACAGUGAAAGAUUUAGCUAAAGGCAAAAAGAAGUACUUUGAGACUGAACAGAUGGCUCAUGCAGUACGAGAGAAAGCUGACAUCGAGUCAAAGUCUAAACUUAGUCUUUUUCAAUCAAGAAUCAGUUUACAGAAGGCAAGUGUAAAGUUAAAAGCCCGGCGAUCUGAGUGUAAUUCAAAAGCUACUCAUGCAAGGAAUGAUUAUCUUCUUACUCUAGCAGCAGCAAAUGCACAUCAGGAUCGCUACUAUCAAACAGAUUUAGUUAAUGUUAUGAAGGCUCUUGAUGGAAAUGUAUAUGAUCACCUCAAGGAUUAUUUAAUAGCCUUCAGCCGGACUGAGCUAGAAACAUGCCAAGCUGUACAGAACACAUUCCAGUUUUUAUUAGAAAACUCCAGCAAGGUGGUACGGGACUAUAAUCUUCAGCUGUUUUUACAAGAGAAUACCGUGUUUCACAAACCUCAGCCCUUCCAGUUCCAGCCCUGUGACAGUGACACUAGUCGACAAUUAGAAUCAGAAACUGGUACCACAGAAGAGCACAGUCUAAAUAAAGAGGCUCGGAAAUGGGCCACACGUGUGGCACGUGAGCACAAAAAUAUUGUUCAUCAACAACGGGUUCUAAAUGAUCUGGAGUGUCAUGGAGUUGCUGUACCUGAACAAAGCCGAGCAGAGCUGGAACAGAAAAUAGAGGAAGCUAGAGAAAAUAUUCGUAAAGCAGAGAUAAUUAAGUUGAAAGCGGAAGCUCGGCUGGACCUGCUAAAGCAGAUUGGUGUUUCUGUGGACACAUGGUUAAAGAGUGCCAUGAACCAAGUAAUGGAAGAACUGGAAAAUGAGCGGUGGGCCCGCCCUCCCACAGCGACCAGCAAUGGCACUCUGCACUCGCUUAAUGCAGAUACCGAGAGAGAAGAAGGAGAAGAGUUUGAAGACAACAUGGAUGUUUUUGAUGACAGCAGUUCCAGCCCUUCUGGCACCUUAAGAAAUUAUCCACUCACCUGCAAAGUUGUUUAUUCCUACAAGGCUUCUCAACCAGAUGAGUUGACCAUUGAGGAACAUGAGGUGUUAGAAGUGAUUGAAGAUGGAGAUAUGGAAGACUGGGUAAAGGUAUAUUCCUUUGCUCAUAUCACCCCUUCUUGUGACAUUUUAGGAGUUUCUUUUGGUUCUUGUUAUUCCCUGUUCAAAUUGUGUAUGCAAACCUUUUUGUCACAUGUCUUUCACCAGGCUCGAAAUAAAGUUGGCCAAGUGGGUUAUGUGCCAGAAAAGUACCUACAGUUUCCCACUUCGAACAGCUUACUAAGCAUGCUGCAGUCCUUGGCUGCUUUGGACAGUCGGUCACAUACAUCCAGCAAUUCUACAGAAGCAGAACUCGUUUCAGGCAGCCUCAACGGAGAUGCCAGUGUCUGUUUUGUGAAAGCACUUUAUGAUUAUGAAGGCCAGACAGAUGAUGAAUUAUCUUUUCCUGAGGGAGCAAUCAUCCGUAUCUUGAACAAAGAAAACCAAGAUGAUGAUGGCUUCUGGGAAGGAGAGUUCAAUGGGCGGAUUGGAGUUUUCCCAUCGGUGCUAGUGGAAGAACUUUCAGCCUCAGAAAAUGGUGACACUCCAUGGAUGAAAGAGAUUCAGAUCUCUCCUUCCCCAAAGCCGCACGUCUCCCUGCCUCCACUGCCGUUGUAUGACCAGCCUCCCAGCAGCCCUUACCCUAGCCCAGAUAAGAGGAGCUCCCAGUUCUUCCCCCGAUCUCCUUCAGCACAAGAAAACAACCUUCAUGCUGAAUCCCCAGGAUUCUCACAGGCAUCCAGGCAGACCCCUGAGACCUCAUAUGGCAAACUGCGACCUGUCCGGGCAGCUCCCCCUCCACCUACACAGAACCACCGGAGGCCAACGGAGAAGAUGGAAGAUGUGGAGAUCACACUGGUGUGACAAUGGGCUUGCCCUCCAUUAUGGCUACAAUCAAGGCCAGUCUUGGAGUUUGGCCAGUCUUGUUUUUUAGGCACCUUUGCAUGAUGACUUUUGAACAGAGCAUAACCAAGGAGGAUUCUAUGUGACUGGGUGGCCUGGCGGACUUUUCCCACGUUUUGAAUAUUUUGUGCCUUUUUUUGUUGUUAUUUUCUAUGUCAUCUCUCAUACCAUAGCACAAAUCCUAGUGGGCCCCAGCACAGAGGGGACAUCCCUUAUGCCUAACAGUGGUCCAUUUUUAUGUGAUACUCAAAGCCAGGCCACGUCCCAGGGCACAGUCACAGAAUUACUGAUCAUGUGCCCUCGUACAGUAUAUUACUGUGGCCACAAGGGUGUGGCAAAGAUCUCAUCUUUCUCCAAGUGACUUUUGCUCAUCUGAUUAAGUAUUAAUCAGAUCAUGCUGGCUCCAAAAGGAAACAGAAAGAGGGAUCAGGAGAGGCUGGCUCCUCCCCGAAGUUCAUCCCCAGACUGAAAGUGAACCCUUACUGAGAAAAAAACGGACUGCCCUGAAUUUAGCACCAUUGACAUUAAUACACAUCUCUUCCACAACUAACAGGUUUAAAAUAACAGUGUCGUUUGUCUGAAUAUUUAUGCCAUUCAUUUAGUAUUAGUGGGGCUAACCUGGAGGGGCUGAACUAAUAGCCACAUCUUGCCCAUCACAUAGACUAAUAAAAAGGAGGCUAUGGCUAACACAGAACUGGAGCUUCCAGAUCUGAAGUGAGCCAGUUUAAUGUUCUUUUUGUCUUUGGGUAGUUCUCAGUUUUUACAGCAUAUACUUUUCUGGCCAAUACCCUUAGAACAUGAAUGUCUGGAUAAAUUGAGGACACAUGUCUGCAUCAUUGAGCUUCCCUACUGGGGAGGCCUCUAGAAUUAUUUCAUUCCCAAGCCAGCACACUGGCCCAAAUAGCCAGGUUGUGGCUAGUGCAGACCAGCUGUCACUCAUGGGAAAUGCAGCUUUCAGGUCCCCCUGCCCUGACAUUUCCUUUGGAGGAAGAUCCUGUGAGCCCAUGGUGGAAACCGGCUGCCUAUGAGAAAGGACUAAAGGAUGCACAGCUUGCACAAAUGCAGGCUGACAAGCAAAGAGCUGUGUGUGUCCCAGAUUGGUAGGGGCUUCUCCACACCACAGUAGCAGGGCCCAGAGUGGAGCUCUGGCUGUCCACCCCAUGGAAGGUAGGGAAUGUGUUACCUAGGAACCAAGGGAUUUUCCCCAGCUGCUUUAAAAAUUUUUGUCAUGAAAUCAGAUUUUCAGGGGCCAGGAAUGUAGCUCAGUGGUGCAGCGCCUGCCUGGUACCAAAAACAAAAUCAGAAUCCAAAAAGUUGCAUUAUGCUUUCAGAAUUCCACACCCUUCAUAAGAAUCUUUAAAAACUUGAAAUAUUCGCCAAAUGUCCCUGUGGGAUUUUUGACCAAGAGCGGAAGAAAUUUUCAGUUAGUCAUUUGAUCACUUAAGUAACAGUAGUCCUUGCUGAAUCUUCUCAAUGAUUUUUGUUUUGUGGUUUUUGGCAUUUCUUAACUUGUUGAUCUAUAUGAGGUCUUUUUACGUUUAUCAAACUUAUUCUUAAGUUUAAAAAACAAAAGGAUGUUUUUAAAAAGAUUUUAGAAGUUUCUGACAUCUUACAAAUCUCUCAAGUGCUUAUUAAAUAGAGCAGUUCUUGCCACCCCAUCAUGUAUUGUCUUUAGCUAGCCAAAUUGUCCUUGAAUUUGAGUUUUCCACAACCUCAGAAUUAUUUCAAAUCUUUUGUUAUAUUUUAAAAUAUAUUUUGGAAGAGCUGCUAAUUUUAUUUUAAAAAAACAGUUGUGAAAAUAUGCCUCCUCUUUUAAAAAAAAUAACCCCUCCUCCAGAACAUAUAUCCCAGUGUCACACGCACAGGGCAGGGCUCAGAGGGAGCCUCUGUGCACAUGCGCUUUCUUUACAGUGGCUGUAAAAAGUUUGUAUUUAUUAUGUAUAAAAUGUUGAAUAAUAAAAAAAAUGGAAUUAA